This is a messenger RNA of Cucumis melo (muskmelon), 1875 nucleotides long. RefSeq names its product probable CoA ligase CCL13. The record is from RefSeq and is a predicted model, not a curated record. The transcript is spliced from 2 exons. The coding region runs from base 68 to 1693 and encodes 541 amino acids. Lineage: Eukaryota; Viridiplantae; Streptophyta; Magnoliopsida; Cucurbitales; Cucurbitaceae.
GGCUGGGGGAUCUAUUCCUCUCAUCUUUCAAACAUUCCUACUUACUUAGCUUCAAAAUAUAUAUAUAAUGGAGGGCUUUCAUCACUGUCCUCCCAAUUUUGCCCCUCUCUCCCCCGUCCCCUUUCUCAAAAGAGCCUCCACCCUAUACGGCUGCCGUCCCUCCCUCCUUUACGGCUCUCGAGUGUUCACUUGGUCCCAGACUUAUGGCCGUUGUCUCUCCAUUGCUUCCGCUUUGGUUCAUCAUUUCCACCUCUCUCCCGCUGAUUUGGUUGUAGCAAUGGCGCCCAACAUUCCAGAGCUUUACGAGCUUCACUUUGCCGUUCCAAUGGCGGGAGGCAUAAUUUCAGCUCUCAACACAAAACUUGACUCACCCACAUUAUCCUUACUCCUUCAACAACUUAACCCCAAAGUCAUCUUCCUAGACUCCCAAUUUCUUCCCAUUCUACUCAAAUCCCUUGAAAAUAUUUCCAUCAAAUUCCCCGCCCUCAUCCUCAUCCCUAGUGAUCCCAACACCUCGUUGCCUUCGCAAUUCCUCGACUACAAUAAAAUUCUUACGAUGAGACUUGGCGUUGACAACUUCACGCCAAGACCAAACGCUGAACUCGAUCCCAUUUCCAUCAAUUACACCUCGGGUUCCACCGGACUCCAUAAGGGCGUGAUUUAUAGUCAUAGAGCCGCUUAUCUUAACUCUCUAGCAACCAUUUUUCGGAGUAAAAUUUGCAGCUCCACUUCUUCACCCGUGUUCUUAUGGACCGUAGACAUGUUUCGAUGCAAUGGUUGGUGCUUCAUUUGGGUUAUGGCAGCAUUAGGAGGUUGCAAUAUUUGUCUUAGAACUGUCACUGCUGAUGCAAUAUUCACCAAUGUUGAACUCCAUAGAGUUACUCUUUUAUGUGGUCCAUCCACUCUUUUGAAAAUGAUUUAUGAAUCGUCGUCCAAUAAUUGUAUGCCACGUCGACUUUCACGACGUGUGGAUCUUAUAGUGGCUGGUGCAUUACCAAUCAAGGAGAUUUUGACCAAAGUCAAUGAGUUAGGUUUCAAUAUAAGUUAUGGUUAUGGGAUGACUGAGGCAAUGGGCCCUGCCAUAAUUAGGCCUUGGAAGCCCUCUUUUGAAGAUCAAGACAAUGUCCAAUUUGAUGAUCAUUUAAUAACAUCAUUGGAAAUUGAUGUGAAAGAUCCAAUAUCAAUGGAGAGUGUUUUGGGAGAUGGUGAAACCUUGGGAGAGGUAAUGUUGAGAGGCAAUACUUUGAUGUCUGGUUAUUACAAGAAUUUGAAGGCAACUCAUGAGGCUUUUGUUGGGGAAAAUUGGUAUAGGACUGGUGAUGUUGGGGUUAGACACAAGAGUGGUAGAAUUGAGAUGAAGGAUAGAGCUAAGGAUAUUGUUGUGAGGACCGAUGGGGAGGGUGCAGUGAGCACGGUCGAAGUUGAGGGCGUGCUGAUGAGCCACCCCAACGUGGCCGAGACGGCCGUGGUUGGGGAGAGGACGUUGUAUGGGUUUGUGAAACUGAAGAAUGGGAGUAAAGAGAACAAUGACGAGAUUGUCGAGUUUUGUAGAAUGCAUUUGCCAGAGUUUAUGGUACCUAAGACGAUUGUGUUUGGAGAUUUGCCAAUGAAUUCAACAGGGAAGGUACAAAAGUUUGUCCUGAGGGAGAAAGCAAAGGCAUUAUUGAAUGGCAACAACAAUACAAUAACAUAAAUGAGGCAUUAAUACAUUGCUUUUGACUAGCAAGAUGGACUCUCUUCCAUUACUAUUAAUACUGUAUGCUUUUGGAAGACUUUUACUAUUUUUAAUAAAUAUGGAAAUCGGCCCUAAAUGGGUGUGGUGUAAGUGUAAUUGCAAAGACUUCAAAUUGAUUUCAUUGUGUUAUUAGUUUUUAA